AUCAAUUCUAGCCAUUAAAGGCUAAGAUAUCAUCGGACGUCCGACAACGAGGAGCAGGAAUCCGUACACAACUUUCUGCGGGAAGGGGGAUACAUCCGUCACGGGAGCUUUAUCGAACAAGAAUACGAUGACUACGCGGGCUCUCCUGUUCGUGUGUUGCUUCAUUCUUGUCGCUAGUACCCGAGGUGAAACAGCAGCGGCCGGGAGCGAUGAUAGUGCUGCAGCAAAGGUCAAGGCAGCACCCUUGGCAGACAUUCCUCAGAACGGCACACGCAAUGGCGAGGGCAAUGGAAAGUUCCUGGUCAAGAUCGGAGGCUCUGCAGCCUUUGCAGACACAACUGGCGAUGGAACUGGGAAUGGGAACACAGCGGCAGGCAGCGGGAACAACAAUGGGAACAAGGCCACUGGAAAUGGCAAUGGGAACGGCAACGGCAAUAACAAUGCCCAGAUCACAAUCGUCAACGACCCUGCUUUCCCGUCGUGCCCCCCUUGCCAGUACUACGACCCUGCCACACAGCUCUGCGUGAGCGUCCAGGCUUGCCUCAAUACCAAACCUGCAGCAGCAGCUGUUGCAGCCCCCCCAGCAAAUACCCUCAGUGUGGGUGGCGCAGCAGGGCGGAAGUUGAGGAUGUGACCUGGGUGCCCUGUUGAACAUCUUCUUAUGGAACGGAGGCAGUACUUUGCAGAGAUUCAGCUUGAUUUAGCAUGAUUUUGUUGACCUGUCGCCAAAGGCUGGGCCAAUUCUAUUAUUUUAUAUUGUGUACUUGUAGGGGAAACCCAGGUCCCUCAGUAAGCAAAGAACUUAUGCAGUCUUUUUUCGGCCACAGUAUGUCACGCGCACCUUUUAUUGCAACUGUCUCAGACCAGGCUGAAGAUGUGUCAAGUAUUGAUUGUAAAGAUGCAGGUGCUGUGGUGUGUUGGUGCAGAGACUUCUAGAUGGCAAAAUUCUUUUCUUGAGAUGAGACCUGAAUGACCAAAUUCAAGCUGUUGAGGAUCACGCUUGUUGCUGAGGUGUCCCAUGAAACUGUAACAUGCAUGCUAUAU
Molecule: messenger RNA, 1044 nt
Organism: Coccomyxa subellipsoidea C-169
Lineage: Eukaryota; Viridiplantae; Chlorophyta; Trebouxiophyceae; Coccomyxaceae
Exons: 3
Coding region: 128-634 (168 amino acids)
Source: RefSeq, a predicted model, not a curated record